Messenger RNA from Tribolium castaneum (red flour beetle), 799 nucleotides. RefSeq names its product cGMP-dependent protein kinase, isozyme 1. Lineage: Eukaryota; Metazoa; Arthropoda; Insecta; Coleoptera; Tenebrionidae. The coding region runs from base 16 to 726 and encodes 236 amino acids. The record is from RefSeq and is a predicted model, not a curated record. Gene Ontology annotation, biological process: protein phosphorylation. The transcript has 3 exons. Gene Ontology annotation, molecular function: protein serine/threonine kinase activity; ATP binding.
UGUCCUCCUUGAUUGAUGUUGCUGGAGGCGUGUCUGGGUGGCGAAGUUUGGAUGAUUCUACGAGAUCGAGAAUGUUUCGAUGAAGACACGACCAAAUUUAUCACCGGGUGCGUUUUGGAAGCGUUUGGUUAUCUACACAGUAGAGGGAUAAUCUACAGGGACAUCAAACCCGAAAAUCUGCUCUUGGACGCCAAUGGAUACGUGAAACUUGUUGAUUUUGGGUGUUCGAAACGGCUGGGGUACAGUAGCAAGACUUGGACGUUUUGCGGAACGCCUGAAUAUGUAGCUCCGGAAACUAUCCUCAACAAGGGACAUGACAGAGCUGUGGACUACUGGGCUCUUGGAAUUUUGAUGCACGAACUUUUAACCGGAAAUCCCCCGUUUACGGCUUCAGACCCCAUGAAAACCUACAAUCUCAUACUGAAAGGCAUAGAUAUGAUCGAUUUUGCCAAACAUCAUAUCGGGAGAGCGGCACAAAGUCUUAUCAAAAAAUUGUGUCGGGAUGCUCCAUCGGAGAGGUUGGGGUAUCAGAAAGGUGGAAUACAGGAUAUUAAAAAACAUAAAUGGUUUCAAGGAUUUGACUGGGAUGGUUUAGUCAAUCAAACGCUACCUUCACCAAUUAGACAACCAGUGAGAGGUUGUUGCGAUACAACCAAUUUUGACUGCUUUGGCAAAGAUAACGACAUUCCUCCAGAUGAGUUAUCAAACUGGGAUUUGGAAUUUUAACACAAAUACGAUGUUUUUAUAACUGAAAUGGACAAUAAUUGAUGUUAACGUAAUAAAUUCAUAUCUUUUACAA